Musa acuminata subsp. malaccensis (wild Malaysian banana) is the source of this 1719-nucleotide messenger RNA. The record is from RefSeq and is a predicted model, not a curated record. NCBI's taxonomy places the organism in Eukaryota, Viridiplantae, Streptophyta, Magnoliopsida, Zingiberales, Musaceae.
AUGCUGUCAUCCUUUGGCCCUCCUCUUGAUUCCUUCGGGAAUUAUGAUGCAGGGGUGUCAGGAACCAAGUUCCAGAUGACUCUCGCCGUGCUCCUCGAGAAGAGCGGAGUCACCCCCACGGCGAUUUACGGGGAUCUGGACGCCUUGAUCACUGGAGUUCAGGACGACUCUAGGGAGGUCUGCCAGGGGGAUCUCUUCAUCUCCUGUGUCGGGUCGAAGACGGAUGGCCACUUGUAUCUUACCGAGGCUUGUAACCGAGGAGCUGUAGCACUGGUGGUAGGCGAAGAGAGUGUUAAAGAUCAAAUCUUGCGCUGCGGCUGCAAGGCUGUUGUCGUAGUGAAUGCUACCGAUUCUGCGCUGCCUGUUAUUGCUGCUACAUUCUAUGGGCAUCCGUCGAGGAGCCUCUUUGCGGUCGGUGUCACGGGAACGAACGGUAAGACGACGACGACCAAUUUGAUUAGAUCUAUCUUCGAGACAAUGGGGUACGGAACAGGGCUGUUUGGCACCGUAUGCUUCUUCAUUAAUGGAGAUGAGAUGCUGGAAGCUUCCCGAACGACCCCCGACGCCGUGCCAGCCCAGAGACUGAUGGCGAAGAUGGUUCGCUCUGGUACCAAGGCACUCGUCAUGGAGACUUCUUCCGAGGGACUGGAGCAGGUGAGGUGCAAUGAGCUAGACUUCAACGUAGCAGUCUUCACGAACCUCACCAGGGACCACCUCGACUUCCAUGGGACCAUGGAGGCGUACAAGAAGAGCAAAGGCAAGCUUUUUGCGAACAUGGUCGACCCCAACAGGCACAGGAAGGUUGUGAACAUCGAUGACCCAAAUGCUCCAUACUUCAUCGAUCAAGGGAAUGCAGACGUUCGACUCGUUACAUUUGGAAUGCAGAACAAGAACGCCGACGUCUACCCUCUAAAGUCCGAGCUUUCAUUGUUCAAGACUAGGGUUUGGGUGAGCACGCCAAAGGGGGCACUGGAGAUCAACUCAGGGAUGCUUGGGAGGUAUAACAUCUACAACAUCCUCGCAGCCGUUGCUGUUGGGAUUGCCGUCGGCCUGAAGCUGGAGGACAUCGUGAGGGGAAUCGAGGCGGUGAAAGGGGUUGCCGGCAGGUUUGAGUUAAUUGACGAGGGACAGCCUUUCGCCGUGAUUGUAGACUAUGCGCACACACCCGAUGCUGUGUGUAGCCUUCUGGAUGCCGUCCGAGAACUCGAACCACGAAGAGUCAUCACUGGUAUUGGAUGUGGCGGAGAAAGAGAUCGGAGGAAGAGGCCGCUGAUGACAAAAAUUACAGCUGAUAAAAGUGAUGUGGUUAUUCUGACAUCAGACAAUCCAAGGAAUGAAGAUCCAAUGAAAAUAUUGGAUGAUAUGUUAGCUGGUGUUGGAUACACAAUGGAAGAGUUCUGCUCACUGCAUGGUGGAAGUAAUAGCCAUCAAAAGCUCCCAAAUGGCUGUACACUAUCAGUAAAUGGUGACAGAAGACUUGCUCUGCGAGCAGCCAUUGCCAUGGGGAAGGAAGGAGACGCCAUUGUUGUUGCUGGCAAAGGCCAUGAGACAUAUCAAAUUGAAGGUGAUACAAAGAAGCUAUUUGACGACAGAGUUGAAUGCCGAGAAGUGCUACGAGCUGAAGCAAGCAGGGAGAGAGACCGGUGAACUUUCAUGGGGUAAGCAUAAGAUAAAGUUGGAUCGGAUGACCCAGAAAGAUUUCAGGGGUGACUGCUUGAA